CAGGCUGUGACACAGUUCGGAGCAUCUCUGAGAGUUGUGAUCAGAGAAAUUGAGUGAGUGAAGGGAGAAAUGUGUGGGACGAGCAGUUUGAUGAAUAAGGCGAAGCCUUAUGUGCUAAUGGUGGCAUUGCAGUUUGGGAUAGCAGGGACUGUGCUGUUCGGGAUGACCAGUAUGAAGCACGGUGUCAAUCGUUUUGUGUUUAGUGCCUAUCGCAAUGCCUUUGCUGCUCUCUCCCUCGCUCCUUUUGCUUUCUUCCUUGAUAGGAAAGUGAGGCCCAAAAUGACAAUCUCUGUAUUUUUACAGAUCAUGCUUCUCGGCUUUCUGGAGCCGGUGGUGGACCAAGGUUUCACUUUCCUGGGGAUGCAGUACACUUCAGCCACCUUUGCGUCUGCUAUUAUGAACACCGUGCCCUCCAUCACCUUUGUAUUAGCUAUCAUCUUUAGGUUGGAGCGUUUGAUGAUAAGGGAGGCAGGGAGCAUAGCGAAGGUGGUGGGAACGAUGGUGACGUUUGGAGGGGCGCUGCUGAUGACGCUGUACAAAGGCCCCAUCGUACCCCUUUUUCAUUCUGCAAUUAGUGCAAGCAAGCAGCAGGCAGAGGGACGCCAUGAUUCCCCUCACAAACACUGGCUCACCGGCACACUUUUCAUACUCCUAGGUUGUGCCGCUUGGUCUUGUUUCUUCAUCUUGCAGUCGAUAACGGUGAAGAAGUACCCGGCGGAACUGUCACUGGCGUGCUUGAUAUGCUUAGUGGGCAGCUUGCAGAGCGGAGCGGUGGCUCUUAUAUCGGACCACCACCCCGGAGCUUGGUCUGUCGGCUGGGACUACAGGCUCUUUUCUCCUCUCUACGCGGGAAUAGCUGGGUCGGGGAUAGCGUAUUACAUGCAAGGAUUGGUGCUGCAGACCAAAGGCCCAGUGUUCGUGACGGCCUUCUAUCCCCUCUGCAUGGUCAUCGUUGCUGCUCUGGGCUCCUUCCUUCUGUCCGAACAACUCCAUCUCGGAAGUAUAAUAGGAGGGAUGAUUAUCGCGGCGGGUCUGUACUGUGUGGUGUGGGGAAAAGGCAAGGACGAGCUGGCAGACCCGACGCCACCGGCAACAGUGAAGGAAUCAGCACAAGAGCUUCCAGUUACCUCAAUGGAUACUGCUGACAAACCUAUUUAUUACCAAACCCCCAAGUGAACAGAGAAUGACGUGCUCACCGCGAAGACAAAACGAAGAAGUCAAGUAACUGGUGGUUGUUAUAUAUAUACACACGUUGUUCAAGCAAAGUUUUCCUGUUUUUGCGUAAAAUGACAAGCUGUAAUUGCCUCCUAAUUUUGCAGCACGUCGUGGUUUGGUUUUGUUAGAGAAGAGAAUUACACUGAGCUACCAAACAAAAAAAAUAAUUAUUAAGAAGUUUCAAUAACAAUUUAAGUGAGCUGUAAUGACAAGUUUCAGGGUAGAAUAUAACACCUCUUAAAACUUAUUUUAUAAUUAUUUUUUUGAGAUUUUAUUGUAAUUCUUCCAUCUUGUCUGUGUCAUGUCUGCACUUUAGCUUUCCCAAUGAAUAAAUCCUUACCUGGAGCUGACAUGGAUCCUUCAUUAUCUGUA
Molecule: messenger RNA, 1587 nt
Organism: Neltuma alba
Lineage: Eukaryota; Viridiplantae; Streptophyta; Magnoliopsida; Fabales; Fabaceae
Product: WAT1-related protein At4g08290-like
Exons: 7
Coding region: 70-1176 (368 amino acids)
Cellular component (GO): membrane
Molecular function (GO): transmembrane transporter activity
Source: RefSeq, a predicted model, not a curated record